CCUCGGAGAGGUGAGCGAUUCUGGCUGCGCCCCUGUCUUUCCCUCCAAGGCCUGGACCCCGCCUCAAGGGGACCCCAUCCCCUUGCCACACCGCGGGACUCCAGAUGGGAGACUGUGCGCGCGGACCCAGGGAGCGCGUCGCGUGCCCGUUGCCCGCUUUCCGAAAGCUUUUCUGGGGCGCUUCGGUCGUCUUUCGAGUGCGCGGACCGGCCCAUCGCUUAGGUUGCCUGUAUCCGAUCUUUUUCUGUCUUGGUACCCGUUUGUCGCACUCAAGCUCUGUGACUGUGUUUCUCUAGCUCUCGGUGAAUCUCUGCCUCUGUUUUCUGUGGAAACCCUGCAUUUAUCUGGAUUUCUAUUCGUCGGUCUGAGAAUCUCUUUCUCAAUUUCCCUGUUUCUCCCACCCCCAGUCUCACUACAGAGCCACCUACGUUCCUUCUCCCUUCCCCCUUCUCUCGCCGGACUUGCAGGCUCUACCGACAGGCAGCACCGAGACCUCUGUCAAUGAACCCUGACCUCAACCGCAAGCCAGUGUUGCCUUCAGCUUUCACAAUCCUGUGCACACAAUGUUGGUUCCGUGCUUUUUUUUCAUCCGCUGGGUUCCUGGCCAUACCGUUAGGACUUCUCUCCUGGCCUCCCUCCAGCAACCAGUAACUCCCAAUGGAGACUGGGGCCGUCUCAACCUCUGGGGAUGACAGGGGAGAUGGGCACUGGACGUAAUCAACUACAGAGCCGAUGGACCGGCUGCUGCCCCGACAGCGCCCCACAGUGGUCAAAGCUCAGGCAUGCGGGCCGCGAGCCCAGCUGCGCUCAGCUGUCGCAGGCUGUAGGGCUGUCAGCUAGUCCUUCUCCACCCCUACCCGCCGCCUCAGUUUGCUGCUCUGAACAGUAGUUAAGAGCAAAGACCCUGGAGCCAGCCUGCUGGGAUCCCAGUGCUGGCUUCAGUCCUUACCUGCUCUUUGUAUUUUGUGUUUCUUCCUCUGUAAAAAUGAGAUUAAAAACAUCCACCCCCUGAUUAAUAUGUAAAAGUAGCCACAACAAAGGAGGAUAUUGAAGGCACUUUGCAGACUCCUGGGGAGAAGGGGGUUCGGAGCAGUGUAGUCUCCCAUCUGGAUCUCAUACCCCCUUCUAGCCCUGGGCUGGGUUACAUGGCUGCUGUCUAUUAAUAGUCCUCUCCAGUAACCCUGCUGAACUAGGCUUUCUGUAGAUAGUACUGGGGGCAGAGUAGACGGGAUUUAUCCGCCCUGCAGGCUAUAUCUCAGCAGGGUCAUGUGAGAGUGGAUGAAAUCUUUCACCCAACAGCAGUCUCCGAUCUAGUGUAUUCCACAGGUGGGACAACAGAUGCCCAGGGGGCAGGGGGACUAGUCUCCAGACAUGAAAAAGCACGGCUGGGUGCAACCCUUGUCAUGGAAUCCUCAUAAUAAGAGUUCUCCAUCUUCCCCAGUGAUUCAGCUAAGAGCAGAAGAGAGUGGAAGGCAGAUCUGGCUGCUCAUAUCCUGUGAGAGCAAGUCUGCUGGGCAGCCCCAUCUGGGGCUUCAGACCAAGGGGAUCCACCUAGUGUGCUGGGUCCGCAACAAAGACUGUCCUUGGGAAAAGAGAAGUGCUCCAGUCCUCAAACCAUAAUCAAGAAAUUGGACAGAGACUAGUGGCCCUGGAAUCAGAAUUUCAUAGGUGUUGGGGCCCCCAGGAAGCAAAUGAAGGCCUUGGGGACAGGUAUUUGCAUGAGUCCAGAUGAACUCACAUACCCAGGGUUGCUAGAUUUACCAGAUGUAUUUUAUCUGGCAAACCUAUGCAAUCUCCAAGCUUGCUCAUGACUACAGGGACCUCUCACUGACACUCACAGACACCCCAUACCAUCCACUACAUACACAGCAGCUCCAACCAAGCUGAGCUCUGGUAAUGUCUAAGUAACUGGAGAGAGAAAAACAACACUGGCAUCAUCCUUCUCCAUCUCACUUUCUAAAUGUCCUUGAUUUCUAAAAUGGCAAAUAUGAACCAGUAGCUUCUUUCUUUGCCAGCACUCUCUCCUGGUUCCCCUCACUCCAGCCCCCUGCCCAAGUUCAGGGUAAAACUAACUGAGGCGUUUGCUGCCCAAAUAUCCUGAUUCUUGCUGCAGUCAAGACUCCACCUUCUACAGAGCAGCUGCAGCCACCAGCCCGCACCUCUGCCUGACCCUGCUUCACCCUCCAUUCUGCUGAGACUCAGGUCAAGGAAAGACGUGGCCCCCUCAACCCUGUUCUGCAAGGUGAUUCUUUAAAAAUCCUCCAGAUUCUUCAGAACACACAGUUGUAACAGUGGAAACAGUCCAAGGAGAUCACGUGACUUGCUAGGCUUUUUGAAGGGCCCUUCGGUUGGGUUGGGCCCAGGUGUCCAGGCUCCCAGACUAGAACUCUUCUAUUUAUUCAAAUAACGCCUGCUUAACACCUGACCCAAGCUCAACGCUUGCCUGGGGAGGUGUUUCUGGGAGCUUCUCACUCCUCCCAAAGCUCUGGCCAAAUUUGUUUUGAACAAUGCCAGGAAUAGGUGCCCUGGGGCUGGGAGAAUUGUGACCCAAUAUUCGGGAUUCGUUUAGUUUUCUGCCCUUCUGUCGUGGCUCCAGCCUUUCCUGCCUGCAGGCUCUGCUUCUUCGACGACGUCUCUGGGUCGUGUGUGAGUCCUUGGGUGUGUCUGUCACUCCCCGCCGCGAAAGCCUGGGUGCUGACAGAAGUCCAGGCUUUCAGCACCCAUGCCUGCAGCCUCCAAGAAGCAGGAGGCGACAGAUUGUGCGGGUCUUGGUUACAGUGUCACUGGUAGUUCUCAGCGUCUUCUUUUCUCCGUCUCACUAUUUAGCCACCUUUCUCGAGCAGCCCAGAAAGGAUUGAGAGAAAGCGUCGGGGGCGGGGGUGGCGGGCGCUGAUCCAGGGAAUUUUCCACUCGGAAAUGUUCGGAGCACCGACCAGAGGUUGUUGUUUGUUUGUUGCUCUGUGCCGCUGUCAAUAGCGUCCUUCCCCUUAUGGCUCCUCCCUGCCCUUCUUCUGGCCCCUGUAGACGUGCUCUUCUCGGCUGGGGGGAAAGGAGAGAUCUCGGAUGAUUGUGAGAAUAUAAUUGUCAUCACGAAACCGGCCACGAGCGGCGCCGGCGCAGAGCUCUCCCGCGGCCUUCCCACGGUUCGCAUGCGGAGAGCGCGGAGGUCCGCCCCUCGGUGCAGACCCGCUGCAAAGCGCCGCCUGAGCCAGGCAGGGGACCCCACGCUUCCACGCUUCUCUGAUUUUACUCACAAACCUAGCCAAGCUACCGCGCAGCCACACGCUCUUUUGGUCCCUCCCCGGGGCCGCAGCCCUGGAGCAAGACGGCGGUUGGGCUGCAGCGGGUCCAUCUCCCCUUUCUCCUCCAGAUCAUCGCCUGCUCAAAGGCGGUCGGCUGUUUUGGCCCUGAGUGGGAGGCGGGAGACUCCAGAUCGUGUGACCUGCAGGGGCGAGCUGCAGGCGGUGGGACUCCACACACAGAGUUCAGGGAGAGGCCGGCCUCUCUGGGAGCCCAGAAAUGGCUGGGCCUUGGGCGGCGUGAGCUCUUUUACUCCCAGGCUAGCUAGCUCUGCACCGGCUCAGGGGUCGGUGCCUCUGCGGUCCCCCACACCUCAGGAAUUCUCCGCCUCUUGGAGGAAGCGACUUUCGCUCCUUCCAUUGUGCACGGCCACUGUCCCCCGGCUGCGUGAUGGGGGCUCGCGGGAGCACCCUCCGGCCCCAGCCCUGGGCGCCGCGGAGCCUGUGCACUCCGGUUCGUUCGCGGGAAGAGGGUUGUGGGCUCCGGAGAGGGUGAAAAAAACAGCGCGGGUCCCAGACCACCCGCCCGACCAGGAAAGCCGGCUUCGCAGCGACUGGAAAGGACCGACCGCACACGCUUGGGAGAUAUGCCGCAGGGCCUGGGGAGUUGGAGACGCUUCCAGGCGUGUGGAGGCCUGGGCAUCAGGUCAGAGUGCCUUGUGGCGUGCGUCCUGGGUCCGCGUGUGUGUGUCUGCCCCUCUGGGCGAAGGGCAACGGUGGCUUUGUGUGCUCAAGUACGUCUCUGAGAGGCCGGCGCCAGUGCCGAGUUCUCCCCUUCCCGACCGCACAUCUGGGCCGGGGACAGCCCUGGAACGAUCGCCAGCCAGGCCCACAGCUCCACCUCGGGGCCCGAAGGUGUGCGACCUGGUCGCGAGCUGCAGACCCACUCCGGGCCGCGGCAUGACCCUCCAGGGAAAGAGUAUGUGAGGGUGCGAGCCUGGGCAGGGGGAUUGCACCGUGGCGAGGAGAGGAGGGGACAGGGGCCUCGCGCGGAGAGCCAGGAGGACUGCCGUGGCCGCGGGAACCGGACGGCUUUCCACAGCCCCAAACGGGUGGGGAGGGAGGGGCGGGUGCGGAGCCGUCCGGAUGAGAUUCCCUACCCUAUACGCACGAACGCGCACACGCGCCGUCACGUUUAGCCUUUCAGAGCCCCAGGCAGGGUCAAUGAUGAUGCCGUAAGUCCUAGCAGGGGCGAGUAAAUAUUGCUGGACCUGAGUCCUUUGCAGCUGCUGUGGAGCCGCGGAAGCCAAGCUAUAGGGGACCAGCCAGAGUCCCAGCUCUGCCGCGCGGGAGCUGGGGACGGAUUCCAGGGAAACAGCGACCUCUGGAGGAGCCGCGCAGACACGCAAUGAGGCAGGGACUGGACGACCAGGAGCAGACAGGCAACCUGGUUGGAUCAAACAUAGCAUUGCAAGACCAAGGUGAUAGGCCUCAGUGGGACCUAAGUCAAGCCAAUCACUCCUACAAGAUUCAAUAUAUGAACUCUGAGAUGCCACGAUAUAAGGACUCUGGGGCUUGGGAUACAUGGACACGGAACUCUUGGAGGUUCUCCUUUUGGAUCAGAAGAUGAGCACGCAGGUCUAGCUGCCAGCAGCCAUCCUUCCUGUCAUGUGGAAAGUGCUGUUUGACAUCAAAGUCCAUCCACAGAUGAAAACACCCUAAGGAGCCAGAGCUUACUGACAAUGUUGAGUCCUCCUCCUCUGCCUGAAACUAGAACCCUUAGACUUCAUAGGUAUUCUAAAGAUAUUCCCCAUUCUGCUUAGUACGUUGAGUCAAAUUUUUCACAAACAGCAGCACCACAGCAGAGAAAGAUCCUGGGUUCCUGAGACCAUUGAGGUGCCAUGCCAUUCUGAACUGCCUGCACAGAUGUUUAUGUGAAAGAGAAAUAAACUUGAA
Capra hircus (goat) is the source of this 5195-nucleotide messenger RNA. RefSeq lists its product as uncharacterized. The transcript is spliced from 2 exons. Bases 3150 to 4226 code for a protein of 358 amino acids. The record is from RefSeq and is a predicted model, not a curated record. Lineage: Eukaryota; Metazoa; Chordata; Mammalia; Artiodactyla; Bovidae.